Molecule: messenger RNA, 729 nt
Organism: Anopheles cruzii
Lineage: Eukaryota; Metazoa; Arthropoda; Insecta; Diptera; Culicidae
Product: probable RNA methyltransferase CG11342
Exons: 1
Coding region: 1-729 (242 amino acids)
Biological process (GO): snRNA modification
Molecular function (GO): snRNA binding; RNA methyltransferase activity; O-methyltransferase activity
Source: RefSeq, a predicted model, not a curated record
AUGGAAGUAAAUCAAGUUAAAAAUGGUAACUAUCAUCACUAUUACGAUUUCCGUGCGUCGGAUAGUCGCUCGGCAAUACUAAAAGCAUUGCUCGAAGCACUGGACGGGGCCCUCAGGCAACCGAGCGACGAGAGCCUUUUUCUGCUGGACGUCGGCUGUAAUCUGGGCCACUUCACCGCCAAAGUAAAAUGCAUCUUGCACGAAGUCACCGGCCGUAAGAUUAGUGCCGCCGGCUUGGACAUUGACCCGGUGCUGUGCGAACGAGCGAGUAGCGUCACCCCCGAUGUGGCCUUUCUCUGUGGGAACAUUCUCGAGAUCGCAACCGAACGGCAGCCGGAAGAUCCGGUUGCGGACUACAUGCGCCGGCACGGAAUAGCGGAGUUCGACGUAGUAUGUUGCUUCUCUGUGCUAAUGUACGUUCACCUGAACGGUGGUGACGAUGGUCUGCGGUCCGCUCUGGACUACUUGUGCCGCAGGGGAAAGUUUUUGAUACUAGAACUACAACCGUGGAAAAAGUACCGUGACCAGGUGCGACGUCUCAAGCGGUCCUCCGGCGAGGAAUACCCGAGGUACGGCGAUCUAGCCUGGCGAGGUGGAUGUGGCAAACUAGAGGGCUUCAUUACGGGCCACAUCGUAGGGAACGGAUUUGAACUGCUGCAAGAGUCUAGCGAGCGGAGUGAAUUCGAUCGCCAGUUGUGGGUUUUCCGCAGAAAAGCGAACAACAUUUAA